This is a messenger RNA of Ilex paraguariensis (yerba mate), 1045 nucleotides long. The record is from the annotation of a GenBank genome assembly. Lineage: Eukaryota; Viridiplantae; Streptophyta; Magnoliopsida; Aquifoliales; Aquifoliaceae.
AUGGACUGGGCACGAGGAGAAGGAAAGCUUGACAAAACCAAAUUGAAACUGAAACUGAAGCUGAUCCAAAACACUGGAAAACCCACUGUACCCGAGAGCAGGCGUGCUUCCAUUGAUAUUUUCUUGAAGGCAGCCGGAUACCUUGAUUGUGCGGUGCGACAUGUUCUUCCACAUUUGCCCCCUGCACUCAGGGGAGAUUUACCAGUAGACCUUGCUGAAGGAGUUUUAAGAGCACUCUGCCUUCAAGCACUAGGGCAGGGUGUUGAGAUCCAACUUGGACUUGCAAUUGAUAGUACCAAGGCCACACUUGCAGUAAAACGUAGGCUUGCAUGUGAGAUGGUAAAGUGCUGGCAGCAGGCUCAAGAUAACAUCACGAACCUUCCAUUAGCAAAUUGUUGGGGGGAAAAACAUCAGCUCUUCGUGAAGUGGAAAUAUAUUGAAGCAAAGAAUUGCAUUGUUGAACUUGAAACUGUUGACGACAACAUUAGGCCAAUUGAAUUACGGUCAUCACCUUGGUGUGACCACAUUAAAAAUAUGAAAAUUGCUUAUGCAUACAUUAUGCUUUUUUGUAAGCAUAUAUUUCCAUGUGCAUGGCUACACCUCGUAUUACGUGAGACCAGGGAUACUCACCUGAGUACAUAGCUGGAAUUUUUGGCAAAAUGAUUAGACAGGUUGAUGAGGCCAUAGAAAUUGGUCGAGGUUGUAAUUUGAGCUGGUACUAACUUCUUAAUGUGCAUAUUUGUUUGCAUUGGAAUUUGUUAAAGUUAUUAUUUCUCAAUUAGACAUAAGUUAAUUAGUGUGGGUAAUAGUGUAAUUACCUAAGUAUUACUCAAUUGUAAAUAAUAGAGUGUAGGCCAACCUAGCAUAUAUACAACUGAUUAUUUUCCAGUCUAUUUCUCUUCUUGCUUCUCUCUUUUCUCCUAACCCAAAUAUCACUUUAAUAUCUCAAUUUAGUAUCGGAGUAACUUUGACUUUUUCUUUUGUUGAUAUCUGUUAAGCUAAGAGAAUUAACAUAACACAAUAUUAGAGAGAAAGAGAGAGGUUA